Molecule: messenger RNA, 1653 nt
Organism: Cryptotermes secundus
Lineage: Eukaryota; Metazoa; Arthropoda; Insecta; Blattodea; Kalotermitidae
Product: trypsin-1
Exons: 5
Coding region: 157-801 (214 amino acids)
Biological process (GO): proteolysis
Molecular function (GO): serine-type endopeptidase activity
Source: RefSeq, a predicted model, not a curated record
UCUCAUUGGUCACUGGUGUGGAGGUGUUCUCAUUGCUCCACAGUGGAUUCUCACAGCAGCUCAUUGCAUUCACAAGACUGUUACUGAAACAACACAGCAGGCUCCAAGAGCAUAUCCUUUGGGUUUAAAUACAGUGUUGGCUACAUCACAUCAGCUAUGGAGAUGGAGACAAUCUCUAAAACAUUGGAUGCUAACUCCAUCGUCACAUGUGAUAUCUUCAACCUCCCAGUUGCCAUUUUGUGGACUGCUGUUCUUGGGGAGUGGGAUCGAGAGGUCGAAGAGAACACAGAACUUAGAGUUCCAAUUGAGAAAGUGUUUGUGCAUGAGCGUUUCCACAACUUCCAGCAUGAUAUAGCACUCCUGAAGCUCUCUCAGACUACGAGGCCUGUGGGCAAUCAGUUGCAGUCAAUAUGUCUGCCUGAACAAGCUACCACUCUUCCAUCUUCUUCUGCUUCCUGCAUAGCCACUGGGUGGGGACAUGCGAGUCGUGCUGGCCCACUCACAGCAAGGCUUCUGGAAGCCAGGAUCCCUCUACAUGAGAAUUCAGUAUGUCGGUCAAAAUAUGGCAACUCUGUGCCCAUUCGAGCAGGACAUCUGUGUGCAGGGCACCUAGAUGGCUCAACAGGCACAUGUGUGGGUGAUUCAGGUGGACCACUGCAGUGUAGUAUGAUAGAUGGACGAUGGUAUCUUGCAGGCAUCACUUCAUUUGGUUCCGGCUGUGCCAAACCUGGUUAUCCUGAUGUAUACACACGUCUUUCAUUUUAUCUACCAUGGAUCAAAGAUAAACUGAAGCAACAGUGAGAUGUAAGGCUGACCUUCAUUUUAUUAAAAGUUUUAGGAAUUACAGAAGGAAAAAUAAAACUUCUGUUAUGUGGACCCUUCAUUGUGUGAUAUUAAAGACAAACUUGAAAAUUGUGUGUACGUUAUUAAAUGUAAUAUUUACAUAGUUGAACUCCUACGGGUAAUAAUGAAGUGAUAAUGAGCUUGUUGGGCUAGAAGUCCUGAAGAUUUUGAGGACAUUCUACAAAGUGUCCCUGAUAAAAACAGUGAAGUGGCGUUCACCACUGGAUGUCAUCACAUUCACAGCUUUAUCCCCUUGGUGUCUUCUUUUCUGAACACAGUACUGAGCCAGAGAGCUAUAUGUAAGAUGGGUGAAAUGAUUCUCAGUGUCUGUGAAUGGCUCUUUCAGGGGUAUUAGCUAAGAGUUUCUAAAAAAAACACCAAGGCUUUGAUCAAUGCUAACAUUUAUGCGAGAUAUUCUCAACUACGUCAUCAAUUUCAGUUUGAAGUGGAAGUCUGCAUCAGUGAUUUAUACAUACUUUCCUGCUAGAGUGAGCUGCAGUCAGCAUUAGGCUGCAAGGGUCCUUAGUGCUGUCAUGCAUCUUCAGUUUCUUCUCAGUAACCUCCUGGAAAGUGCUGAAGAAUUAGCUUCAUCAAUCAGACUGGACUACCACUAACACUAUAGACUUGUGUUUGGGCCAUUAGAUGGUAUAUACUUGUAGUGUAGAUACAAAAAUCAUCUUAAAAUAUUCCACAAAAUUAGCAUUGUUAGUAAAAUCUCUAUCACUGAAAUUAUGUAAUUGUAUUCCGUGCUCCUCUGUUAGAAGAAAAGUUAUAUCAGUCCUGAGUCACAAAUAAAAUCAUCAGUAUGUU